Messenger RNA from Loxodonta africana (African savanna elephant), 2982 nucleotides. RefSeq names its product F-box protein 21 (gene FBXO21). The transcript has 13 exons. Lineage: Eukaryota; Metazoa; Chordata; Mammalia; Proboscidea; Elephantidae. The record is from RefSeq and is a predicted model, not a curated record. Gene Ontology annotation, molecular function: protein binding; DNA binding. Bases 13 to 1914 code for a protein of 633 amino acids.
UACGCGGACAAGAUGGCGGCGGCAGCGGUCGAUAGCGCGAUGGAGGUGGUGCCGGUGCUGGCGGAGGAGGCCGCGCCGGACGCGGCGGGACUCAGCUGCCUGGUCAACCUGCCGGGCGAGGUGCUGGAGUACAUACUGUGCAGCGGCUCGCUGACGGCCGCCGACAUCGGCCGCGUCUCCAGCACCUGCCGGCGGCUGCGCGAGCUAUGCCAGAGUAGCGGGAAGGUGUGGAAGGAGCAGUUCCGGGUGAGGUGGCCUUCCCUUAUGAAACACUACAGCCCCACCGACUACGUCAAUUGGUUGGAGGAAUAUAAAGUUCGACAGAAAGCAGGGUUAGAAGCCCGGAAGAUUGUAGCCUCAUUUUCAAAGAGGUUCUUUUCAGAGCACGUCCCUUGUAAUGGUUUCAGUGACAUUGAGAACCUUGAGGGACCAGAGAUAUUUUUUGAGGAUGAGCUGGUGUGUAUCCUAAAUAUGGAAGGAAGAAAAGCUCUGACCUGGAAAUAUUACGCAAAGAAAAUUCUUUAUUAUCUCCGACAACAGAAAAUUUUAAAUAAUCUCAAGGCUUUUCUUCAGCAGCCUGAUGACUAUGAGUCGUAUCUUGAAGGCGCUGUGUAUAUCGAUCAAUAUUGCAACCCUCUUUCCGACAUCAGCCUCAGAGACAUCCAGGCCCAGAUCAACAGCAUCGUAGAACUUGUUUGCAAAACUCUCCGGGGCAUAAACAGUCGCCACCCCAGCUUAGCCUUCAAGGCAGGCGAAUCCUGCAUGAUAAUGGAGAUAGAACUCCAGAGCCAGGUGCUGGAUGCCAUCAACUAUGUGCUUUAUGAUCAGCUCAAGUUCAAGGGGAAUCGAAUGGACUACUAUAACGCCCUAAACUUAUAUAUGCACCAGGUUUUGAUCCGUAGAACAGGCAUCCCAAUCAGCAUGUCUCUGCUGUAUUUGACAAUUGCCCGGCAGUUGGGAGUCCCUCUGGAGCCUGUCAACUUCCCAAGUCACUUCUUAUUAAGAUGGUGCCAAAGUGCAGAAGGGGCGACACUAGACAUCUUUGACUACAUCUACAUUGAUGCUUUUGGGAAAGGCAAGCAGCUGACAGUGAAAGAAUGUGAAUACCUGAUCGGCCAGCACGUGACCGCCGCCUUGUACGGGGUGGUCAACGUCAAGAAGGUGCUGCAGCGAAUGGUGGGAAACUUGCUGAGCCUGGGAAAGCGGGAAGGCAUCGAUCAGUCCUACCAGCUCCUGAGAGACUCACUGGAUCUCUACCUGGCAAUGUACCCGGACCAGGUGCAGCUUCUCCUCCUUCAAGCCAGGCUUUACUUCCACCUGGGAAUCUGGCCAGAAAAGUCUUUCUGUCUUGUCUUGAAGGUGCUUGACAUCCUCCAGCACAUCCAAACCCUCGACCCCGGGCAGCACGGGGCGGUGGGCUAUCUGGUACAGCACACUUUAGAACACAUUGAGCGUAAAAAGGAGGAGGUAGGCGUGGAGGUCAAGCUCCGUUCCGACGAGAAGCACAGAGAUGUCUGCUACUCCAUUGGGCUCAUUAUGAAGCAUAAGAGGUAUGGCUAUAAUUGUGUCAUCUAUGGCUGGGACCCCACCUGCAUGAUGGGACACGAAUGGAUUCGAAACAUGAAUGUCCACAGCCUGCCUCAUGGCCAUCAUCAACCUUUCUAUAAUGUUCUGGUGGAGGAUGGCUCUUGUAGAUAUGCAGCCCAAGGUACAUGCAUGUCCCUUCCUAAAGAAGGACUAGACGGACACACAGACCAACGGUUGUUUCCUCCGGGGCCAAGACGGGACAGGGGCCCAAGGAACGCUCAGAAAACUUGGAAUAUAACGUGGAACCUCAAGAAAUCUCGCACCCCGACGUCGGACGCUAUUUCUCAGAGUUUACUGGCACACACUACAUCCCGAAUGCAGAGCUAGAAAUUCGAUAUCCAGAGGAUCUGGAGUUUGUCUAUGAGACGGUGCAGAAUAUUUACAGUGCCAAGAAAGAGAACAUAGAGUAGAGUCUAGUAGAGGGCACUGACCUUUGCUGCUGCUGCUAUCUUCCAGGAGAACAGGAUUCCGGAAGAAGAUGGCGCCACGGAUUCCUCUGGUUUCACACCGCCAGGAAAGCCACUUCACCAGUAGUGCUGGCUGCCUCCUACUAAGUUCAAAUAACGUGUGCUGUCUUUCAGCUGCAAAGACAAUGUUGCUCUCCGCCUACACUAGUGAAUUGACUUGAAAGGCACUGUGUUCAGUGGCAUGGCUUGUAUGCUUGUCCUGUGUUGACAGCUUGUGACAUUCUGUCUUCAUGAGGUCCCACAAUCAACACUUCUCUCUUCAUUCUUUCUCAUCACUUCCUUAUGUCUGUCUACACGUGUCUUAGAUCAUCUCAUUUGAUGGACAGUUGGGGUUAUUCAUUUGCAAUAUUUUUUUCUAAUUUCUCUACGGAACACGUGCAAUCCUCGAUCAGGACUGUUUGUCUUUCUACUCUGAACUGAGUCGUAUGUUCAGAGGUCAAGUUGUACGCAUUCUUGCCCACAUCUCGGAGCUGGAGGCAUUAACAAGCUUAAUGGGAAUUAGAAUCAUUCGAAUUUAUUUUUGCUAAGUUUGUAACACCGAUUCUGGUGUUUGUCUUUUUCUUUAUUUGAAUCAAGAGAAUAAGUUUUCCCUUCCCUGUGCCUCUCCUGAUCGUUAGUUUUCUAUUUCACGAUACAACAUUCUUUGAGAAAACACAUAAUAAUGGCCCUUGUGAAUGGACUUUGCCACAUUCACUCAUUCCUCUCUUUUUUUUUUGUUUAAAAAAUGCACUCAAUAUCAUGAGUAAGUCUUCGGUCGAUGACUGGUUGUAUUUGUAGUGAGACAAGUACAAAUCUGAUGUUAAAAAAUCUUAGAAAUCAUAUUCUGUGGUUCCAAAGACCUAAAACUGAGGUUUUGCUUUUGUAAUCACAAAAAAAGAAGAAAUAAUGAACCUUAAGCAUUUAAAAAAAAAAAAAAACCGGGGAAGCG